Dissoconium aciculare CBS 342.82 is the source of this 782-nucleotide messenger RNA. RefSeq lists its product as uncharacterized. Lineage: Eukaryota; Fungi; Ascomycota; Dothideomycetes; Mycosphaerellales; Dissoconiaceae. The record is from RefSeq and is a predicted model, not a curated record. The transcript is spliced from 4 exons. Bases 168 to 575 code for a protein of 135 amino acids.
GAGUGAGCUUGGAAGCACGUGCCUGACAUAUCCAAUGCGAUAGAGCUCCCAAUGGUUGAGUAAACACUAUCUGUAUCACGACUACGAUAACAUCUCAUGUCAAGAUCUGAUCAGAUAACACGAACUUCCAAGUGACGACUACAUUUGUCGUUUUGGUCGCGGACAAGAUGAGGAAGAACGGUAGUCUGACCAACGACCAAGAGGUCAACUACGCGGCCAAUGUCGCCGCGAGAGGUGCCGUCGUCGGCGCAGCAAAGUGGGGAAUUUUCUCCCUCGUCGCCGGCGGCGUAGCCUGGAACUACAGUCCCCUAUUCCGCAAUCUGACCUUUCAAUUUAAAGUAUUUCUAGGAAUGUCCUUCAUGGUGCUAGGCAGCAUGAUGGAAGCCGACAAACGGCUCCGCGAACACGAAAUUCUGGUGAGGAACCAGAAGAAGAUAUUACGCGAUGCGGAGGUUUGGAGGAGAUAUGAGGAGGACUAUCAGGCGCAGGCUUCUGCUUCUUCAAGGGAGGGAAGAGGGAGGGGCGGCGGAGCUGAGAAGGGGAGGAUAGAUCAGAGUAUCCGGAGGGAGGAAUGAUGGUAUUUCUGGUACGAUUCGCGAGUUGAAGGAGGAAGGGAGGGAGCCCUGGAGAGUAUGCGCGGGUCGUUUGCGAUGGAUCUGGAUUUCGAGAAAAAUGUAUGUCAUGAAGAAGAAGAAGAAGAAGAAGAAGAAGACAUGUCUCCGUCUCAGCGAACAUGUUGUUGUUCACAUUUAUUCACAUUUCUCUCCCACACAGUAGCGAAA